AAGAUGAGCAUCACUGACAUCCUCAGCCCUUCUGAUAUUGCUGCUGCCCUGAGGGACUGCCAAGCCCCCGAUUCCUUCAGCCACAAAAAAUUCUUUCAGAUCAGCGGAAUGUCCAAAAAGAGCAGCAGUCAGAUCAAGGAUAUCUUCCGGCUCUUAGACAAUGAUCAAAGCGGCUUUAUCGAGGAAGAUGAGCUCAAGUAUUUCCUCCAGCGGUUUGAGUGCGGAGCCAGAGUAUUAACUGCUUCAGAAACCAAGACUUUUUUGGCAGCUGCAGAUCAUGAUGGGGAUGGCAAAAUUGGGGUUGAAGAAUUCCAGGAAAUGGUGCACUCCUGAAGGACUGAAGGCAACAGAGAAAGAAACAGAAAGGGGAGGGGGGAUGAAUCUGCAGGAGAUGAUACUCUAAAACUCUGUAAAUCAGGGAGUCCCCUUGUUUAUUUAUUAAUCUUCACAGUGUCUGUUAUUUGUUUGCUGCUCUAGUGAGCUACCAAAGCACCAGUUAAUAUUGAUUUUUGAUAAUGUGGACCAUCUUACCAUGUUCUAGGAAUACAUUUCAGCAG
Messenger RNA from Trachemys scripta elegans, 557 nucleotides. RefSeq names its product parvalbumin, thymic CPV3. Gene Ontology annotation, cellular component: cytoplasm; nucleus. Gene Ontology annotation, molecular function: calcium ion binding. Lineage: Eukaryota; Metazoa; Chordata; Testudines; Emydidae. The transcript has 4 exons. The coding region runs from base 4 to 333 and encodes 109 amino acids. The record is from RefSeq and is a predicted model, not a curated record.